This is a messenger RNA of Zootoca vivipara (common lizard), 3532 nucleotides long. It is a transcript of the gene PPP4R2, whose product is annotated as protein phosphatase 4 regulatory subunit 2. Gene Ontology annotation, molecular function: protein phosphatase regulator activity. The record is from RefSeq and is a predicted model, not a curated record. Gene Ontology annotation, cellular component: protein phosphatase 4 complex; nucleus; cytoplasm. NCBI's taxonomy places the organism in Eukaryota, Metazoa, Chordata, Lepidosauria, Squamata, Lacertidae.
GUUUCUGUGUUUCUCUCCGUCUCUUUCUCGCUCUCUCGUCUCUGUCUGUGGUGGAGGCCGUCGCUCCCGCGGCUGCUGGUGCCUGCUUCCCGUGAGGGCCCGGGGGGCAGGAGGAGGAGGAGGUGGUGGUGGUGGAAGAAGAAAAGGAGGCAGCAGAGGAUCAUGGAUAUCGAGAGGCUGCAGGAGGCGCUGAAAGAUUUUGAAAAGAGGGGGAAGAAGGAAGUGUGUCCUGUACUGGAUCAGUUUCUUUGUCAUGUUGCCAAGACUGGAGAGACAAUGAUCCAGUGGUCGCAGUUCAAAGGCUAUUUUAUUUUCAAAUUGGAGAAAGUGAUGGAUGACUUCAGAACUUCUGCUCCUGAGCCAAGAGGCCCUCCUAACCCCAACGUGGAGUAUAUUCCCUUUGAGGAAAUGAAAGAACGUAUUCUGAAAAUAGUCACUGGCUUUAAUGGUAUCCCCUUCACUAUUCAGCGACUCUGUGAACUGCUGACAGAUCCAAGGAGGAAUUACACAGGAACAGACAAAUUUCUCAGAGGAGUAGAAAAGAAUGUCAUGGUUGUCAGUUGUGUAUAUCCAUCUUCAGAGAAAAACAAUCCCAAUAGUUUAAACAGGAUGAAUGGCGUGAUGUUUCCUGGAAACUCGCCGAGCUAUUCUGAGAGAUCCAAUAUAAAUGGUCCUGGAACACCCCGACCCAUCAAUCGACCAAAUGUUUCUUUGUCACCUCCAAUGACAACGAACGGUUUACCAGACAGCCCAGAAAAUAAAGAGUCAGGUCUCUCACAAGCAGAAGAGAAAAUUAGCAGUGAAACGUCGGCAUCUGAACCCGAAAGGGUCCAAAGCAGUUCUGUAAAAAAUAAACACCCUGACGAAGAUCCAGCCGAAGUUGAGGAGCGUGAGGUAAAAAGACUUAAAUUUGACAAAGAGGAGGAAGCUGAAGGGACCUCCAACCAAAGUGGCUCCAGCGAUGUUUGUUCAGCAAUGGUAGAAGAGACCGAGACACCCUCUGAAUCCCAAGAGAAAGAGAAAGAAACAGUUUGUGAGAGGCAACAUUGUAAAGAAGAAGAGGAAGAGGAGGAAGAAUCCCUCAUGACGCCCAGAGAGAUUAUUCCAGAAAGAAAAGAUCAAGAUAAAGACAAUAAUACUUCCUUAACUGUGAAAGAAGACGUUUCUGAGGAGAAUAAUCAAAUGGAGGAAUCUGAUGAGACUCAAGCAGAGAAGGACUUGCCUUCUGAAGACAGUGAAAGCAGUGGGUCUGUCAGUAGCAGAGCUGGCUGCAGUGAGACGGAAGAAUUGGGCUUGUAUGCCAGUGAAACUCCUGAAAUGGCGGCAGAGACCCCUAUGGAAAACAGCGAUGAAGCCACAGAAGCUGCAGAAGAACCUAUGGAACAGGAUUAAUAAUUUAAAUACACUUAGAGGCAGUAUUUUCCAUAAGGCUCUGGUUUUACACUGUAUAAAUAAUUUUAUGUAAUAAAAGUGGACCUUUAGUUUUACAACAAAAAGCAGGCUGUAAAUUGAACUUGUCAUUGAGUUAAAUCCUGAAGAGCUGUACUAAUUAAGAACUGUGAAAUAGCAGCUCCUUUCAGGUCCUGCUUUACCGCUGAAAUUUCAGUAUGGUCAAAUCAGUGGUCUGUGUAUAGUUUUUUUAUUUAGAAUUAAAAGUUUUUAAACUGGAAGGUAAUUAUAAUUUUGACAACUUUUUGGAGAUUACCAUGCUUAGCUAUCUGUACGCAAGGAAGCUUUUGUCCCAUCUUGUCUCUUCUCCCCCUCGCCCCCUCCAAGUAAUAAUAAUGCUAUAGCAAAUAUUUUUCCUCUCUUUUGGUUACAGUUUCAACAUUCAACUUGUGAAUUGUAGGCUUCUUUUUGGUUUUCAGGUUUUCAUUUGACUGCAUUGUGUACUUUUUAAAAAAGCUACACACCUGACACACAAUGCUUGAAAACAUGCUAAUCUAAAGAGAACCUAUUAUCUCACUCUUAAGAUGUAUGGUGUUGUUUUUUUAAUGGAAAUAUUUGAGCUCAUUUCACAGAAGGCAACAUUUUCACCUCCGAAUAAACCAAAUAAAAUUUGGCCCGCCUGGUAUCCUGAAGAUCCGAAAGCCGUUGAAAGUACCCGGUUUAAAUACAUUCCAACAGAACUGCUGUAGCAAAACACUUGCGUACAUUUCUGAGGUGCCUGAAUGAAAAGUUUUAAUUCUGAGAAAAUGUGUUGAGGACAGCCUUCAGUUUUAGCUUUCUGUAGGGGGAAUGCUUGCAAGCCUGAGGAAGACAGUGUCUCUGAACUGGAGAAUUUUCGGCCUUUCUCCGAUAGCUUUUUCAAAGUAGGGAGAUCAGACUGGAACAAGAGACUGCAACAUUUUCAAGACUAUUCCCCUAGUUAUGUACCUGAGGUGAACGGCUGACUAGCGUUUGUAGGCAUACAUAGGAACUACCAUAAUUUGUACAUCAUUUUGAAAGUGCACUAAAUAUUUUUAAACAUGUUACUUUGACAGCCAGUGUUAACCCUUUCUUUUCCAAAGCCAGCUCAAAGCACAAUGACUGCUUUAAAUUCUUCAUAUUGUCUCUCUCUCCCCCCACCCCACCCCCCGGCACCAAACAUGUAAAAAACAUUCAAGAUGCAAACCUCCAGUCUCAUUUACUGGCUGCCAAAUUUAUACCUGUUUCUUCAACUGUACCUUUUUGAUAUUUAGAAUUUUUAAAUUUCUGUAAAGUAGAUUUUUUGUAGAUUGUAAAGAGUGCUCACUGCCAUUGUGAAACGGUAUAUAAUUGUAUAAUUUGUGUGUAAACUGAAUGCUUGGGCUUUCAAUACAGUAUUCAUAUAAAGCAAUAAAUAUUAAUGUUAUAAAAUGUUUGAGUACAUUUUAAUCAAAAUAUAAAAGGAACCCCCCCUUUUGGAGGUGAAGUCACAUACCAUGGAGUACAAAAAUAACCAUCAAAAAUGCAUGCUAACAAUUCUUGUACUUCCACGGUGUGCUUCCUUUUGGAGAAGGGUGGGACUGAAUUCUGUUUGUAUUCCAGAAUAAUUUGGCUGAGCUUGCAUAUUUAUACGGUGGUAAUAAACUGUGCUGUCUUGUCAGGUUCAGACAAGGGGAUGCUUAUGAAUUAAGUUCAGUUGCUGUUCUGUAUACAAAGGAAAAAUCAGUUAUUCUCCAUUUCCUCUUCUGCAGAGGGUUGGGUGUGUGUAAUAAGCAUUAAGUAGCACUAAAACCAAACUUAGAAAUUAGAAUUUCUUUCCAAAAGUCCAAGGCUAUAAAACAUUUUUCUCCCCUCACCUUCCCUUUUUUGCUCUUUUUUUUUCCUUCAGGGAUAUUUUGCCAAUGAGAACAAAUUUUACGUUUUAGAGAUUUCUGAUUUUUUCUUUAGAUGUUUGUUUGUGAAAAUAUUGUUAAUAAACCUAUUCUUUAAGCACCUGUGCUCUUUUGACAUUGUUAUUUUUAACAGAACCCACUGAUGCCAGAUUUCAACUGUCUUGUAAAUAAUGAAUUUAUAAAUGUACUAAUACAAUGGCAGCAGGAGCUUGGAAAAUAAAUUCUUAACAGCG